Laetiporus sulphureus 93-53 is the source of this 1917-nucleotide messenger RNA. RefSeq names its product thiamine diphosphate-binding protein. Lineage: Eukaryota; Fungi; Basidiomycota; Agaricomycetes; Polyporales; Laetiporaceae. Gene Ontology annotation, molecular function: catalytic activity. The transcript is spliced from 11 exons. The record is from RefSeq and is a predicted model, not a curated record. Bases 1 to 1917 code for a protein of 638 amino acids.
AUGCCGGGCACCGAAAGCAAGUUUCCCAUCGAUCUCAAGUCACUGAAGAAGGUGACUCUCAACCCGACUCAGCCUAAGCUGACGGAGCAGCAGAGGGCCGCGUUGCUGCACAACGUCCAAAUUAUGCGCGAUGCUAUCGUCCUCUUCACGGCGACUGGCGCUGCGCGGGGCGUGAGCGGGCACACAGGCGGUGCGUAUGACACGGUUCCCGAGGUGUGCCUGCUCCUGUCGCUCUUCAACCACUCGGAUGAUUACGUGCCCAUCCUCUUCGACGAGGCCGGACACCGCGUCGCGACGCAGUACCUGCUCUCCGCCAUUGAGGGGCAUAUCCCCGCCGAGCACCUCCUCCACUACCGCGAGGCGAACUCGAAGCUUCCUGGUCACCCUGAGCUCGGCCUCACGCCUGGCGUUAAGUUUUCCUCCGGCCGCCUUGGCCACGUCUGGCCAUGGGUGAACGGAAUUGCCCUCGCGAACCGCAGCAAGACAGUGUUCUUGCUCGGCUCGGACGGUUCCCAGCAAGAAGGCAACGACGCGGAGGCGGCACGGCUCGCGGUGGCGCAGAACCUCAACGUGAAGCUGAUCAUCGAUGACAAUGAUGUGACGAUUGCCGGGCAUCCGUCGCAGUAUCUCAAGGGCUACGACCUCAACAAGACCCUCACUGGACAUGGGCUCAAGGUUCUUACAGUACAGGGCGAGGACAUUGACGCGCUCUGGGGUGCGCUAUGCGAGAUCAUCACGUACAACGGCCCCGCUGCAGUCGUCUGCAAGCGUGUCAUGGCACCCGGCAUUGCGGACAUCGAGGGCAGCACCCACGGACACGAUGUCAUUCCCGUCAAGGCUGCUAUCAAGUACCUCACGUCACGCGGUUACCCCGAGAGCGUGUCGGCGGACAUCUUGAAUAACAUCAAGCCCACGGCAGUGCCUUACCUUUACAUUGGUUCCACCAAGGAGGUCGGCGCGAAUCGUGUCGUGUUCGGUGAGGCCGUCAACCUGGUACUCGACAAGUUGACCAAGGAGGAAGCGGCGGCGAAGGUCAUGGUCAUUGACAGUGAUCUGGAGGGCUCAACCGGCCUGAAAGUCAUUCACCAGAAGCACCCAGAGGUGUUCAUCCCUUCUGGGAUCAUGGAACGUGGUAACUUCAGUGCGGCCGCUGGCUUCGGCUUCGAUGCCAACAAGUAUGGUGUAUUCUCGACGUUCUCUGCAUUUUUAGAGAUGGUGGUCUCGGAAAUCACGAUGGCGCGCCUGAACUUCUGCAACGUCCUCUGCCAUUUCUCACACUCUGGAGUUGACGAGAUGGCGGAUAACACCUGCCACUUCGGUCUCAACUCUUUCUUCGCCGACAACGGGCUUUCCGACGCUCAAUCCUGGCUUUACUUCCCCGCCGAUCCCGCGCAAAUGACUGCCGUCAUACAGCGCGUCUUCUUCGACAAGGGUCUGCGCUUCGUCUUCUCGACACGGUCCAAGGUACCGUUCAUCCUCAAGGAGGACGGGAAGACGCGUUUCUUCGGCGAUGAUUACAAGUUCGUGCCCGGGAAGGACGAAGUCAUUGCGGAGGGCACUGCCGGGUAUGUCGUGUCGUACGGAGACAUGCUGUACCGCUCGUGGGAUGCGGUGCUGCGCUGCCGGCAGGAGGGAUUGAACGUCGGCUUGAUCAACAAGCCGACACUGAACCUCGUGGAUGAGCGGACGAUCACGAAGGUUGGGUCAAGUCCGUUCGUGCUUGUCGUAGAGUCUCUGAACCAGAAGACUGGGCUUGGCUCCAAGUUUGGCACGUGGUUGCUCGAGCGUCAGCUCACCCCUCGCUAUGGCUAUAUGGGAACCAACAAGGAGGGCUGCGGCGGUCUGUCUGAGCAGAUUCCGCACCAGGGCCUCGAUCCGCAAUCCAUCAUCCUCAAGAUCAGGCAGCUUUCACAAUAG